Messenger RNA from Brienomyrus brachyistius, 6740 nucleotides. It is a transcript of the gene cux1b, whose product is annotated as cut-like homeobox 1b. Gene Ontology annotation, molecular function: DNA binding; DNA-binding transcription factor activity, RNA polymerase II-specific. Lineage: Eukaryota; Metazoa; Chordata; Actinopteri; Osteoglossiformes; Mormyridae. Gene Ontology annotation, biological process: regulation of DNA-templated transcription; intra-Golgi vesicle-mediated transport. The record is from RefSeq and is a predicted model, not a curated record. The transcript is spliced from 23 exons. The coding region runs from base 76 to 4107 and encodes 1343 amino acids. Gene Ontology annotation, cellular component: Golgi membrane.
UUCCCGUUCGAUAACUCCGUUCUGCGGCCCUGUUCGAUACGGCCGCUUGCUGUUCGAUAACUCCAUUCCGUGGCGAUGUUCAAUAAGCGAAGGCCCUGUUCAAUCACUCCGCUCCGCGUUUUCUGCCAUCCCCGCCGCUUCCCCGAACUCCAGCCCCUCGCUCUCUCUCUGUCGGCCUCUCACUUCGUCUCAAUAUGUCUCAAGAUGGCGGCCAGUGCGGGAUCGAUGUUUCAAUAUUGGAAGCGCUUUGAUUUACAGCAGCUGCAGAGGGAGCUGGAUGCCACGGCGACGGUGCUGGCCAACAGACAGGAUGAGAGCGAGCAGUCCAGGAAGCAGCUCAUUGACCAGAGUCGGGAGUUCAAGAAGAACACUCCGGAGGACCUGCGAAAACAGGUGGCUCCUUUGCUGAAGAGCUUCCAGUCAGAGAUCGACGCCCUGAGUAAGCGGAGUAAGGAAGCUGAGGCCGCCUUCCUCAAUGUCUACAAGAGGCUGAUCGAUGUCCCAGACCCCACGCCGGCCCUGGAGGCCGGCCAGCAGCUGCAGCUGAAGGUGCAGAGGAUGCACGACGUGGAGAUGGAGAACCAGAAACUGCGUGAGACGCUGGAGGAGUACAACAAGGAGUUCGCCGAGGUCAAAAACCAGGAGGUCACAAUCAAGGCGCUUAAGGAGAAGAUCCGUGAUUACGAGCAGAGCCUGAAGACCCAGGCCGAGAGCCUGGUGCAGGAGGCGGAGCUCAAACUGCACAGCGACUAUGCCGAGAAGGAGAGGAAGCUGCAGGAGAGCCAGUGCUCCAUGGCCUCACGACUAGAGGAGGCCAAUCAUAAGGCCCAGGCCCUACAGACAGCACUCGAUUCGACUCAGACGGAGCUUUUCGACCUGAAGACCAAGUAUGACGAGGAGACCACAGCCAAGGCUGACGAAAUCGAGAUGGUGAUGACGGACUUGGAGCGAGCCAAUCAGAGAGUGGAGGCAGCCGAGAGAGAGGCCACUGCCCUGAGAGAGCAGCUGAUGUCAGCUAACAAGUCCCUGCAGCAGGCCGCGCAGGCCCCAAAGGCUACCGACGCGGAGCCCAGUGUGGAGGUGCUCUCCCGCACCAACCUGGAAGUGGAACUGGGCGCCAAGGAACGGGAGGUGCUGCAGCUGGUGGAGGACGUGCAGCGGCUGCAGGCCAGCCUGAGCAAACUGCGCGAGACGUCGGCCAAUCAGAUCUCACAGCUGGAGCAGCAACUCAGCGCCAAGAGCAGCACUCUCAAGGAGCUGGAGGACAAGCUUCAGGAGCAGGCAGACUACGAGGAGGUCAAGAAGGAGCUGAGUAUUCUGAAAUCUAUGGAGUUCGGGCCAUCAGAGGGAGCAACGGUGCAGGACUCCACAAAGCCCCUGGAGGUGCUUCUGCUGGAGAAGAACCGCAGUCUGCAGUCGGAGAGCGCUGCUCUGCGCAUUGCCAACAGCGAGCUCAGCGGGCCAGCCGGACGGAAAGGGACAGGGGCCCCAGCGGAGAUUCAGCAGCCCCCCCGCGCGGCAGGUGGUGCGUCCUCCCCCCCUCCUCCCUCUCAGCUACUCCCUCGUUCUGCCCCCGAGGCCACGCCCUCCGCCAAUGGCACCCUCCCAUUCUCCCCCGCGGGUGUCGGGCAGGACUUCCUGGGGCCGGCGGUCGCUGGGGCAACGACGGCAUUCCCACUGGCGGGCAAAGUGCCCCUGAGCUCACUGCUGCAGAGACAGCUGAUGCAGAGCUUCUACUCCAAGGCACUGCAGGACUCCCCCGGUGGCGCCGUGCUCUUCGCCCCCGGCACCUACAUCAGCCACAGCCCACUAUCUGCCAGCCCCCUGCCCCCACAUUCACGGCAGGAGCCGGCCGGCAGUCCCGACCCCAACGGCGCGGCGCCUUCUCCCAGCCGCUCGGAGGGCACGGGCAGUGCCUCAGAGGGCGAGGACAUGGACACGGCGGAGAUCGCACGGCAGGUCAAGGAGCAGCUGAUCAAGCACAACAUCGGCCAGCGCGUCUUCGGCCACUACGUGCUGGGCCUGUCUCAGGGCUCCGUCAGUGAGAUCCUGGCCCGGCCCAAGCCCUGGAACAAGCUUACUAUCCGCGGCAAGGAGCCCUUCUACAAGAUGAAGCAGUUCCUUUCCGACGAGCAGAACAUUCUGGCACUGAGGAGCAUCCAGGGCCGCCAGCGAGAGAACCCCGGGCAGAACCUGAACAAGGUGUUUCAGGAGGUUCCGAAGCGGAGAGCCGGCUCUGAAGGCACCCCGCGGUCAGGCAGCAUCACCACGCGGAUCCGCACCCCCGAGAGCAGCUCUGACGAGGCCAUCAAGUCCAUCCUGGAGCAGGCUAAGCGGGAGCUGCAGGUGCAGAAGGCCGUGGAGCCAUCAGCAUCCCCCCAGGCGCCCAGGGGGGCCGGCAGCUGCAGCAGCAGCUCUGACGACGCCAUCCGCUCCAUCCUGGAGCAGGCACGCCGGGAGAUGGAGGCCCAACGGGCUGCAGCGGAGCCCCUCCUGAAGGGCAGCGCUCCCUCCCUGGCUGAGCGCCCGCUCCUCGCCCCCCGGCUGCGUGGGGCCACCCCUUCCCUGGCCGCCAUCUCUGCCUGCUCCCCCCUGGCUCUGUCCCUGAGGAAGCCUCCUGUCUCGUCCACGCCUUCCCCCCACCUGGACCUGCACCCCGCCAGCACCCGGAAGGAGAGCAGCGAGCUGGCCCCCCCUGAGGACAGGGUGGGGGCACUGUGGCGGGAUCAGUGGCGGAGCACGCUGAUCCCUGAUCGCCACAGCACACCUUCCUUGGCAGCGUACGAGAGUCAUGGCCACAAAGACCACAAGGAGGUUUCGGGUUUCUCCCAGGGCAGUGCUAGUGACUCACUGAGCCGGCCCAAAACCUGGAGCAAGGCCCCCCCGCAGAGCAUCGAGCACUGCAAACCCAUGCAGCUCUGGCUCAACGGGGAACCUGGCCUGAGCGUGGCGCCCCCUCAAGAGGGCACCCCCAAGACCUCUGCUAGCUGUAGUCCUGCUCCUGAGUCCCCCCUGAGCUCCAGCGAGGAGUCGGUGCGCAGCGCGGGCGAACCGACCAGCUACACCCCCACCCCAGAGUCCGAAGGGGUAUCUGACUCCCAGCCCGGCCUGCUGCCGGCCCCUCUGGCUGGACACCCGGGCCUCAACAUCCAGGAGAUGGUGGCCGUGUCCCCUGAGCUGGACACCUACGCCAUCACAAAGAAGGUCAAGGAGGUUCUGACCGACAACAACCUGGGCCAGCGCCUAUUUGGCGAGACCAUCCUGGGCCUGACGCAGGGCUCCGUGUCGGACCUGCUGGCGAGACCCAAACCCUGGCACAAGCUGAGUCUGAAGGGGCGCGAGCCUUUCGUCCGCAUGCAGCUGUGGCUGAGAGACCCGCACAACGUGGAGAAGCUUAUGGAUAUGAAGCGGCUAGAGAAGAAAGCCUACAUGAAACGGAGACAUGGCUCUGUGACCGAGCCACAGCCAGUGGAUAACACCCUGUCGGGGGGGGACACCAGCAGGGGCAGCAGCCCCCAGCACCAGCUGAAGAAGCCACGUGUGGUCCUGGCCCCCGAGGAGAAGGAGGCCCUGAAACGUGCCUACCAGCAGAAGCCAUACCCUUCACCCAAGACCAUCGAGGAGCUGGCCAGCCAGCUGAACCUCAAGACCAGCACCGUCAUCAACUGGUUCCACAACUACAGGUCCCGUAUACGCAGAGAGCUGUUCGUAGAGGAGAGCCAAGCAGGGGGCACCAGCGGGGCUGGGGAGGGCAAAGCGGGCGAUGCCGACAGCCGUGAUGGUACUGAAAGCAAACGCAGUGAGAGCGAAAGUGGGGGGAGCACCUCAGAGAGGGAGGGGGACCGCAGGGAGCCCCGGGGAGACGUCACCGUGGGGACGCCGGGGCCAUCGCCUGCUCCGCCGGACGCGGCCACCUCCGAGCCGGGCGCACCAGGCACUAGCGGGUCCAGCGGGGGCCUCUUCAGCUUCUCUGAGGCGGCUGCUAGCACAGAGCGCAAACCGCGGGACAGCAGCCUGCGCGAGAAAAAAGCAGCCAACCUCAACAGCAUAAUCCACCGGCUAGAGAAAGCGGCAAGCCGCGAGGAGCCCUCCGAGUGGGAGUUCUGAAGCGCCGCCCUAGAGGAGGAAGCGGGUAAUGCAGCGGGACAGGUCGAGUUACUCCGAAAAGCACUUGAAGGCCCUGCUGGACAGAGGGCCCAGGCUCCAUCCCAAGGGCUGCAGCAAGAGCAGACCCAGCUGAGGCCAUAGAGCAUCAAAUCCUAGGAGAUACCGGGUUCGAGGAUUCAAAAAACUACCGGAAUAAGCAAUCACUCCCUCUUUAGGGGAUUGUCCAUCACCUUGGUGUCCUGGGCCAUGUCUCCUCGAGUUUUUCCCUGUUUUUGCCCUUUUCCGUUCUUUUCUUUGUCAUGGAUGCUCCAUCUGGCUCGUCCCCUGGCCGUCAGCCGCGAAGAUUAUGCAGGAGUGAAGUCAGACUUGCACGGAUCGCAAGGCUGAUAUGGAGCAGUUUGAACCCCUCAGUCUGCCAUCUAAUGGCCUGGAGGAAUCCCUUACAGCACUUGGAGAAAAAAAGAAUUCUUUUUACUUAAAUUCCUUGGAAGAAAAAUGAUGUAAAGGCAGUGUUCUGGCCACUUUGAGAUUACAGAGUCUGUCGACUUUAAACCAAGCUAAGCGUGGAUCCCUGCCUAUUCAGGGAGUCAAAAAAGCAAAAGUAUGAAGAGCUACUGUUUUAACGUGUGAAACCUGCUUAAUUUGUGUAGUUUAACUUCACUUGAAGGUUUAUGUCAGGAACUUCCAGUGUGUGAGGGGGUGGGUCACAGGGCAGCUGGUAAGGACUCGUUCCUGACAGGUAGUACUGAUUUGCUGUUUUAACCCAGUUCUGUGUGUGUGUGUGUGUGUGUGUGUGUGUGUGUGUGUGUGUGUGUGUGAGAGACAGAGAGAGAGAGAGUAAAGGCCUAAUGUUGAAUCAGGAAGUUGUUGUUUUAGAUGUUUAAGCAGGAGUCUUGUAGUUGGACAGGCACGCUAGCCCAGGGCUAACGACACUAUUCCGGGGGGGUCGGGGGGCGUGCGUCCCAGGGCCGGGGUGGGGGGGGGUCAGCAGUGGCCUGGAACCAGGCCUCUGGGGCUCUGCAUAUUUACAGUCUGUUUACAUGCAUUCACACAUGUCAGAUGUUUCACAAGCACAAGAGGAGAGAAGCAGGCCAGUGUAAAAGGAAAAAAAAAAAGCCUCUCUGUCACAUGUCACAGGAAGAGCCCCGCCCCUCCGCCCCGGCAGGGCAGAAGUGAUGAUGUGGGUGAGGGGGGGGAUUGGCCGUUGGCCUCCCGCCGAAAGUCUCUGUCCGUCUCUGAGGCUGUCUGUGUGACUGAAUGCCUGUGUGUCUCAUCAGUUUGUCCUUUUCCUGCUUUUACAGCUCCAGGCCAGUAGGUAAUUUUUCUACUUCUCGUAUGAUUUUAAGAACAGUUCCUUUUUUUAUUCUGGUUAUUUAUAGACAUGUUUAAUCAGGCAUCUUACCGCGGUCGGGUUGGUGUUACUGUUCCUUUCGUAGACUGAGCAGUAUUGGCUGAUGUUUGCAGACAUGCUGUAGCUGCACGUGCAGGUGCGUCGACGAGCUCUCGCGGUUAUUCUGCGCAGCUCCGUGAGAGGGCUGCGCAGCUCCGUGAGAGGGCUGCGCAGCUCCGUGAGAGGGCUGCGCAGCUCCGUGAGAGGGCUGCGCAGCCUGCCGCCUUUUCAGGUCACCCUUUGAAUAAUGCACCCCUGUGUGCUGCCUUUCAUUUUUAGCCAUUGAAAUAUUUAAAUAGCACUGCAGUACUGAACACCUCAACAAGCUAAUAUUUAGCAUACAUUCCACAACCCCGCAUCCCGUCCCCUCCCCCGUCUGCACCUGGGCCCCCGCCCCCCCCACCCAGGCGGUGGUCUGUUAGGUCCCAUCUCCCUGGUGGCUCUCCAGGGGCAGCGUUAGUGACUCUAGGAGGCUUCAGACUCGUAUAACGAUGUCACUGAUAUUUCACUGAUAUCCACCCUCCCCCGGUAAUGCAAUGCCAGUGACACCCCCAGCGACAGCAGGAGGGUGGCAGACCAGCCAGCCGGGAAGGGAGGGGCUCUGUGUUUGGGUUACUGAGUUACCCUCAAAAUCUAGCAAAGCAACGCACCUUCUGUCAUUUUUAUGCUACGUUUCUGGCUGGACUGGUUUUCCCAUUUGGCCGGAUGUUUUUAGAAUAAGCUGUUUUAACAUAACACUUCUGCUGUCUUGCCUGAGCUUCGACUUUAAAUAUUCAUGCGAGUAUGACGGGCUGGUCCCCAUUGCGUGCCAGGAUGAUGUGUGCUAAGUGACUGAACACACGACUCUGGUGUCACACAGAGUCAGACCACGCCUCCAGAGCGCUUUGAACCCAAUAACUUAAUGGCUGUGCAGCAUGCUGUGCCCCGCACCCCCCCACCAAGGUCGGACGGCUUUGGCGUGAUAUUCUCUUUAAAUGAAGGGGAGAAAUUCAAAGGCCUGCUGCAUGGUUCCCUGCUUAAUUAAACGUAAAAGGUCACCCUCCCCACUUGCUUGGUGGUUGAAACUGGAGUCUCCUGGAGUCCAGACGGUGGUCCCCUGUUUAAAUAGAGGCACUGCCCUGACUGGGCGAUGACCCGACCUUUUUCACGGCACGUGUGUGUCUGUCUUCCUGAGUAAAGGCCUCCAAACCUUUGGUUUAGAAUCUCUCACCUUCUGAUCAAUCCCGCGUUUAACGGGAGCCGU